This is a messenger RNA of Dentiscutata erythropus, 285 nucleotides long. The record is from the annotation of a GenBank genome assembly. NCBI's taxonomy places the organism in Eukaryota, Fungi, Glomeromycota, Glomeromycetes, Diversisporales, Gigasporaceae.
AUGAAACUAUGCGGAAUAUAUAAGCUUCAAGGUAGUAAUAGGGUGAAGUACAGUAAUCAAACUAAUGAAAAUGAGAAACAUAUAGACCUUUCAAAACCUACAAAAAAUAAUCCAAAUUUAUAUGUUUUUGUUACAACAUUUGAAAAUAAGUAUAACCAUGAAAUGUGUUCCGAAAUACUGCAGUUCGAAAAGCUAAAGGCAUUUACAAAUGAGAUUAAGGAAAACACUGAGUUUUAUGUAAAAGAAUGUAAUUUUGGUGCAACAAUAAUUAGACAAAUUUUUUAA